CCAGGCCGUUGCCGAGACGACGUGUAUAGCCAGCCCCCACCACAGCACCGGGGCACCAGGAGAAUCCCGUUCGGACGCUUCAACAGCAUCAACGACAACACAAGCGACAAAAAAAAGUGGAAGCGGCAGCAGCGACGAAGACUGCAACACAGUCGCCUUGCAGAGUUUCACAUGGGCUUCUACACGACUACCUGAGCCCACGUGAGCUUUGCCAGCAACUCCCCUCUGCCGCCUGGACGCCACUAUGGAUUCAGUUUGUGCCUCCUCAGCCAAUCAAGCAGCAGAAAUUCCCCCCACCUGUCCUGACAGUGCACCAGCCUUGGCUCAGCCACAGGUCCCACCACAAAGACCCUCAGGACCCGUGGAAGAUCCCCCACCUUACUCGCCCCCCGACCCGAAAACAGACUGCUUCUUCUUCCCAACACCCUGCCCCCACUACCCGGAGCAGCAGAUUGUCUACCCAACGGGUGCCCACCAUCCAGUGUUCUUCCAGCCCCGGUUCAUGCCCUCGACCAGCUACCCACCCUACAGCAUCUAUGUGAGCGGGCCGACCUCAGGUCAAGAGAACAGCUCGCAGCCCAAGGACUACAUGGUGGAGUCUCUGUUGGUCACCAUCUUCUGCUGCCUAAUCAGUGGCCUCGUGGCCCUCAUGUACUCGUACGAGACGCGUGCUGCCCUGGCCCGGGGAGACCUCGCCGAGGGGGAGCGGGCAUCCCGCAAGGCCCGGCAGAUGGUUCUGCUCAGCCUGCUUUUCGGGGUCUGCGUGUGCCUGGCCUGGAUACUGUACGUGGUGGUAGCCCUCUGUAUCUAAUAAGCAGAUGGGUUCUUCCUUUAGAUGCUCAGUUCAUAUCAUACGUAUUUCUGCCUGUCAUAUUAUAUGUAUUCCAAGGUUCAACUUGCAGAACACUAUACAAAAAAAAAAAAUGUAUUUUACUUCGGAAUUAAUGGGGAGGCAGAUCAGGAAACAAACUUUGUAAGCAUGCUGUGGAAAUCAAUUUAUGAGAAAUAAAGGUGAGGUUUUGUGUGUAUAGUGAA
Brienomyrus brachyistius is the source of this 1035-nucleotide messenger RNA. RefSeq names its product proline rich transmembrane protein 1B. The transcript has 4 exons. The record is from RefSeq and is a predicted model, not a curated record. Gene Ontology annotation, cellular component: membrane. Bases 245 to 811 code for a protein of 188 amino acids. NCBI's taxonomy places the organism in Eukaryota, Metazoa, Chordata, Actinopteri, Osteoglossiformes, Mormyridae.